Messenger RNA from Xyrichtys novacula (pearly razorfish), 12164 nucleotides. The record is from the annotation of a GenBank genome assembly. Lineage: Eukaryota; Metazoa; Chordata; Actinopteri; Labriformes; Labridae.
AACAUGGUCGGCUUAAUCUCUAGUCUUGGGAAACUGUAACACAGUGAGCGCCUGCAGCUCUGUGAUUCAACCUCCCCGAGUUGGAGUCUGUCUGAAUGAAUCAAUCCAGAAACCCCUGCAGAGCUAUAUCAGCAGCAGAUGACCGAUUCGUCAUCGAAAUUUGGAGCGUUGUGGUUGUUACAGAGCAGAAUCUGUUUUUUGUUUUCUGUAAGUGAAUAUCAUAGCAGUCCAAAACACUCCUCUCUGUUCAUCCUGUAUAUCCUUUUCCUUCAUCAUCACUUCAUCUCCUUUGUUUCGAUACUCCUCCCCUCCAUCCUCCUCCUCAUUUCACUUCCCAGGUCUGUGCUGCAGUUGAUUAGUACAGCUGGAUGUGUCUUUUUUCCUCUGCAGCUCCCUGUCUCAGAUGUGCAUAAAUAGGCCCUGUGGCGUUGUAAUUGCUAAUAAGGACCCAAUGUGUGUGUGUGCAAAAAAGAGGAGCCGUGCCAUUAGGAUUUGUACAGCAGCCAGCGCCCCACAAUCGCUCACAGAGAAGGGAAUUAUCAGCGGCUCCAAGCCCAGGAGGAAGCCUCUGCACGGGGGUAGAUAAUGAGGCAGCCAGGCCUCUGAGUCUGGGCCUGGAUUUCCCAAAACUUCUUUGGGCAUCAUCCUUUUUUUCCCCCCCACAUAAAAGCAAAUGAGUCUGGCAGCCUCCCAUCUCAACCAUUGCAGCUUCCAGCAGCUACAAUAACGAGUCUCCAUUAAAACACAAUCAAAGAUUGGUCAUCGCCAUUAGUUCGGCUGCUGUUGACACUCUGCGCCCUGUGUCUACAAGAAAACAUGGGAUUUAUGCACUGUUGUUUGUGGUGUUAACAGGGAUGAGAUGUAAAAGAGUAGAGAUCAAAACAGACCGGGCUGGACGUGAAAACCUUUAUUUCUGCCAUGACAUCAGUCGGUUUAUAGACAUCGUCUUUGUGAUUUCACCCAACGGUUUCUAAAAAGUCAUUUUAAAGCUAAACAGUGGCUGGCACACAAUUUUUUUUUUUUGUAGGAUGGUAGGGUAAGGUCCCACCCUCCUUCGCUUUCGAUUGGUUAUGCCUUAUGGCUAUGAAACGUCAUCGUCUGUUGGGUUAGAGUUAGGGUUAGAAGAUUCAGAAGUGCGAUGAUGUUCUGUAAUGUUCUGUUCGAUGUACAGAGCCGACAGCCCGUGUUUGGCUUGAGCACUAGAUGACGUUUCCAGCUUUUCUAGCCAAUCAGAGGCGAAGGAGGCGGGACUCUUCCCUACCAUCCUACAAAAAAAAUAUUGCGGUCGGCACCAACUCGGUAAUGCUGACUCAACCUAGCCUACAGUAUUACAGCAUUCGAGUUACUUCAGAAGUCAGAAGUCUGAGCUAAAAAUGAGGUCAAACACGAGUAACUAGCAUUUCAGUAACUAAGUCAGAAAAAAGCAAAAUCGGAGGUGGAAACAAGAUGGCUAUAUCUAUGAAAGUUAUUUAAGCGCUUGCCUUGUCCGAACAUAAAGCAAGCACUAAAAUAACUUGUAAAAUGUAGCUAUCUUGUUUCAGGCCUCCGAUUUUGUUUUUUCCCGAAGUGGCACCUGAAACGCUGGGAACCCGGGUAUGACGUCAUUUUCAGCUCCGACAUCUGACUUCCGAGGUAACUCAAACGCAGCAUAAGACAAGGUCAAAGAGGUGAAGGCACGGUGAGGUUGCGUUACAGCCUCUGGUGGUCACUGGAGGAACUGCAGUUUUUUGUACUUUUAUACUAUCAUACCAAUGUGGUCUAAAUGAAAAGUCUUGGCCAAGAUUUGUCAUGAUAUGAUAUGGAUCAAGCUCCUGCUUUUCGACUUUGAUCUGGAACACAUUUGGCUUGAAUGUGAUGUCAAUCCCAGCUUGGAUGUCCAAUCUUCAAGGUAAGUGGAAGGCGCCAUUAACUCUGAAAGGUAAGGAUGCAAGAAUUUUUACAGUUUUGGAUAUGGUUUUCUGAUGAUGUGUAGAUUAGACUCCCCAGUUGCAGAAGCCUUACACUCAGAGUCUUCAGAUCAUGCCUCAGGGUUCGAACACAUGUACGUAUCAUUUGCGGGGUCGAGGUGAUGAAUGUUUGUGCGAAGAGAGUGAGGAGAUGAAAAAAACCCACAUUCAUUUCCUCCUCUCUCACUGGGAAGAGAGCAGCUGGCCGCGCUCGUUGGUUUUCUGUCCACACAUGUGGAGACACUUUGAUUGUAUGAGGGUGAGGCCUCUCUGAGCUGCAGUGACCAUUGCUCUGCAAUAUCAGCAAACAGAUAAAAGUUUGGUUGGAGGGUAUUUUUCAGAUUUGUUUUCAAUGUAAAGAUGAGGGCAGGUUUUUUUUCUUACUGCAGUGCUUCCUGAAGAUCACAGCCAUCCAGUGUUGGUUUGUGGCCUUUUGUGGAGAGCUUUCAAGGGAGCUUUGUGCUCACGCAGUCUCUCACAGAGUGGUUUACCUCAUCCCAUCUUCUCUGCUGAGAGACUCUGCUAUUCUGGAGAGUCUUUGUCUACACGGUCAUGUUACUAAAGUAUUGUGUACCUGUUUUUUUUAAAUGUUUCUCUUGGUGUGUUUUUUUAAGUCAAACAUAACUAUUUCAUUGUUUUGUUGUCCCUGUCCCAACUUAGAAACUCAAUUUUGUUGCAUUUAGGUUGUAUGUUGAUACAAUUUUAAGGAUCGGUUUGUAUGUAAACAGAGUAAUUAUGUUUAUCAUGUUUAUUUGUGAUAGGCUUGGCUGAAAAAUCCUCCUUUGUUAAUGAUGCUGAACCGCAGGUUCUCAAACUACUGCAAAAACUGUGUUACACUGCUGCCCUCUUGUGUAAGUUUGAGCACUAUUAGUAUUUGCACUGGAGUACUGUGUGACAAAAGCAAUUUCCCCCUGGGGAGUAUUAAAGUAUUUCUGAUUCUGAUUCUGAUCUUACAUUAUUGGACAAACUGAUUGAUCCAGGUGUGUCUGAGUAGUCACAAUGAUCACUCACACCUGGAUUAAAAAAAGUUAUUCUGCUCUGCUGCAGUGAACGCUGCUUUGCCGUGAUCUGCACCGUCUCAAAAUCAGAGUCCAAAAUGAUUGUUAAAACCCUUUUUUUCUGUUUUUGUGGUCAUCUCUCAUCAUCUGCCAAAUGUAUACUGUGAUUCUGUUCAUUUUGUGACAGUGAUGACCUGUGUGUCCUCCGGGCCAGCAGGGGGCGCUCGUCUCGUCAUGCAGGAACGGAAAUGAGCUGCACUCAGUAAGCUUGGGUUACAGCAGCUUUUACAACCUGCGUCAAAACAGCUUUUCGAGACGGGUGGUCGAUACAGCUCGCAAGCCAAGAUAGCUGCAAGUGACACUAAUAUUACUUCCGCCGAAGAAACGCCCCAUUAAGAUAAAAGCACACAAAUACCAUGAGUGCGCUCUGUGGAUAGAUUAUAACAAAAGUGAGAGCAAAAUAUUCAUUUUGGAUCUCAGCUAAAGACAAGUAUAGUAGGGUGAUUUGAACUUGUAUGACAGGGCGGAUUAUCCAAAGCCUCUUUCAAUUCAAAAAAAGUUAUUAUUGGUCGUUUCAUGAGGUUUUAGAGUGCAUUUUAGUGUUUUUAUGUCUGUAUUAUAACUGAAAUAAAGUGCUCCUGACAUUUAAAAAUGCUGUUUAUCACAAUAACGGAUAAUAUUAGAUUAGUUGCUCUUCGUGUAUUAAAUAUUUUGCCUAAGGUGGGUGAUGAGUUACAUUGAGGCUUUUAUUUUGAAAAUCCUAAAGCCGGAACGCACAAAGUUGCUACCGCUAGCUUAAAUCUGCACUCCACCAACAGCUACAUUUAGCCACUUCUUCGGCCUAAAAUAUAUAACUUUAUGUGAUAACUUCUUGUUAAUAGAUUAUGUAAAAUAAACGAGAUUGUUCUAGCAAAGGUUUUGGUAUCAAAACGACUCAGCUAAACUUCAGUUUUUGUUGAAAGUCGACUACGGUGUAACGACCAUUUGUGUUUACCGGACACAAUAUGUGCUAAGGUAGGAAACGGUUUUCCGUUAAGAAACUUUUACCACCGCUGGAUAAAUUAAGGGUUUUCAUUAAGAAGCACAUCAAUCAUCAUAAUCUUUUAUUUUCUGUGUCUGUCCCUCCUUUUUCUCCACAGAUGCCCUCUUUUGAAUUAUUGAAUAAGGUGGAGCAGUUUGUGCGAUCAGGAACAUAUCCUGCAGAUGCAUCCAAGAAUGCAAAGAAAGCAACCAGAGCUGCAAGCAAAAAGUUUCUUUAUAGGGGUACUUUUACAUUUACAAAUAUUUAUUUCUCUCAGUGACUACUCUCUUGUUACUAUCCCCUAAAAAUUUCAGUUUAACAAGUCACUUAACAAGGAAGAAAAACAGCCAGGGCACUGCAUUUAUGUUUUACAUUAUUUGUCUUGCCUCUUGUAACAAAUUUAUGUAGGUUUUAGAUGAAAACUACAGAUUAUAGGUGAUGUCCUUGUAAUUUUGGGUAUGCACUAUCUUGGACUGGGGCUGUCUUGGUAAUAAACAGUAUGAUAGAGGUAGAUUAAAUGAGGAUAAUUUGGAUAUAGGGUAGAGUGGGGUAAGUUGAGCCAGCCCCUGUUGCUUGGAAAUGGUAAAAGAAAUUGAUCAUGUGACCAAAUAUUUAGGAGAUGAACAUCAAUUCAUGGAGUCUGUGAAGGUUAGAAGCACAUGGGUGAAAGGGUUAGACAUUUAUUUAACAAAAAAAAACAUUUUUCAUUUUAGUCUGUCAUAAGUUUGAUUAGAAUUGUAUUCAGACUAGAAUAGAUCAUUUUAAAAUUGUUUAUACAUCAAUAGUGGUAUCUAUGAGCUACAACAUGAGGUCAAAAACCUAACAUAAAACUCCACCAUUUUAGCUUAAAGGACUAAUAAAGACAUAAUAGUAGUUCUGGGGUAACUGAGAAAGUAAAGCAGUCUGAUGAGAGGAUCAGAGUUUCAGUUCAGAUAAAUGUUUCACUUUUUCUUUUCAAAAAUACAGCUGUGAAUGUUCUGAAUCACUCAAAGACAUUCUCAUGUAAAAAUGGCUUUUAACAAAACAGCUUUUUAGCAGUUAUAUGUAAUAAUAAUAAUUAUUAUUGUACCGGUUAAAUAGCGUAUAAUAGAUAAAAAUACACAUGAAUGUGAAGAAGUGACUGUUAUUUAGGGAGAGAGAAGGUGAGGGAGGGUUGGGGUGGAGAGUGGGGGAGUAGUAGGGAUACGGCUCAACUUACCCCGCUCCUAUGGUCAAUUUAUCCCAUACAAGGGGUAAGUUGACCAUAGGAGACCACUUUUUUUGGCAUGCUAUAUUAUCAAGACAGUUCUGUUUACACUCAUUCUGUUGGUUCGCAGGGAUGCACAACAACUUGAAAUAAUGCAGAUACACUAGUUAGAGACAAAACUAUGAUUGACUUGAUGUAGUGAUCAGAAAUAUGAAAAAUGGCUCAUCUUAUCCCACUCUCCCCUACACUGUCUCACAUUUAGAUGAUUUUUUUAGACUUAAAUGACUGAUAUUAGAAAAGCUUAUCUUCACACUUCUUCAAGCAUGGCAAACAGAUGUAUUACCCUCCUCACCCACCACUUAUCGCUCAGAUUAGUUCAGACAUUCUACUUUCCCUGUUGACUUUAUCCCCUCUCUCCGUCCUCUAGAUGGUUGUCUGUGGCGCACCUAUCGAGGCCGCAUGCUGCGUGUCGUCAGGAGUGAGGAAGAAGUCAGGGAAAUAAUGAUCCGUUACCAUGACAACAACAGUCAUGCUGGCCGGGUCCGGGCCGUAAAAGAGAUUAUGGUAAAUUGAUAUAAUGUCAUUGAUAAUGUGAAAUGUAAACAUUCAAACACUGUUAUAAAGUCUGCUGUAGAAGUGAUCGUGGUUGUAGUUAAGUGAUCUCUCCUUUCUCCGUCUGUCCAGAUGAUGUAUUACUGGGUUGGAGUGACGGAGUCGGUGAAAGAGUGGAUCAAAGCUUGUGUUGUUUGUCAGAAGCAGCCUCCUUCCAAACCACCCGACCCACCUGUACAGUUCUGCCUGGCAUACGGCUGCGACGCCUCCAGCUACGUUUACCCGGAGCUCACGUUUCACAGGUCAGACAGCGUGUGCACGGAUUGCAAAGAAAACAUACAAUUUAUGAGCAUUUGAGAGGGGAGUUGAAAUGUGUAUUCUGAAAAUAUGGGGGAAAAAGCAGAGAGAGAAAAAGGUUCUUUCUCAAAGCCCCUGUGAGAACUUUUGGUGUGUGUCAGUUUUGGCGCCACAGGUAGACUUCGCUCUUCUGUCCAGUGUUGUCAUAGAUGUGAAAAGAAAACUGCUCUGUCCUGCAGAUUCCCAAAAGAGGUAGAGCGGCGGCGACGCUGGCUGGCAGUGGCUCAGAGGGAUGAAGGUUCACUUCGCUCGAGGUCCAAUCUCUGCUCCAGACACUUUGAACCCUCGUGCUUCAUCCUGAACGAGGAGGGUCAGAUGACUCUAUCGCUGGCCGCCGUACCCACCAUCAUCUCUACGAGCAUGCAGGAGCAAGAGGUGAUACAAAAAAGAUGCAAUAAUCGAAGAAGUUUUUAUGUUUUACCGGGAUAUCUUGAAAUUUUUGUGCCACGUUUACUCAGCCUGUAGACUCUCAGGGCGCUCUGACCUCAGUUGGCUGAUGUGAUCUGAUCAGGCGACUCUCUGUCUCCAGGGUCUUGUCACCUCAGACGAAGACUUCCUUCAUUCAAACAGUCUGGAAGAAAUCCUCUCCACAGCUGCUGCCGCUGCUACUUCACAAAGCGCAGAAACCUCUGACCUGGCCUUCGAUCAGUCUGAGACACAAACUCAGCUGCAGGAGCACCAGUACUCCCUCCCUCCCUCUGAUCAGGACUCCACGGUGGUCCAGACGGUGAAAGUGUACAAGAAGAGACAGCCUAUCAUCGAGUCAUGCUUUGCAGCUUACAACCAGAUUGCCAGGUCAACAUAAGAUCUCUUAACCUCCUAACAAAACAUGAUAAAAGUUCCAAUGUUUCACAUAAGAGCUUUUUAUUUUUCCUGUCAUUCUGCAGGUAUCUGAGUCACAGGGUCUUACCAAUGCAAAGCAAGAUAACCAGAGGUUCUCUGAAGAGGAUGGCGAAGCGCUUUGACCUGAUAGGUGAGUGACAGAUUCGUAUUACCUGGUCCAGCUUUAUUCUUCAGCGUCAUCUUAAUAUGAGGACCCUUCUCUCUUCAUUUCAGACGGAGUUCUGAUGUUCACAAGAGUCUCUCCUCCUCUCAGAGUGCCGCGCAGCAGAGAGGAGGUUUGCACGAUUUUCAUACAGUUUAAUUUAAACCCACAGCAUAAAAGCCGGAAAAGGAGGUUUUAAUUGACCUCUGACGCCUCUAACCUCCAGGUAAACUCGAUCCUGCAACAGUUCCAUGAUAAUCAGGGUCACUACGGCCAGGGAAUCUGCCAGAAAGAGAUCGCAAAACACUUCUACUGGGCCACCAUGACUCGAGACCUGGCCCGCUGGAUCUCCAGCUGCAACACCUGUGUCAACAGGACCAAGAGGAAGCUGUACCGCUGCAGCGUCCAAAGCUGCACCAACUGCUGCGGGCCGGUGGAGAGGGGCCUGGGUCUCACCUUCCAUAAGUAUGAACUCUUUAAUUCAAAAGUGAUACAUGAUAUGAUAAGAUUUACCCCAAACCGUCUUUUCUUUCUCUCCUUUCUCUGAAUCCGUCUUUGGUAAAUCCAUUUCUUCUUCACCUCCAGGUUUCCUCUCCACAACACGGCUCUGCUCUCUCAUUGGUUGAAGGCUGUGGGUCGAUCUAACUGGCACCCUCGGCUCUGGUCGUCGGUGUGUUCGGUCCAUUUCACGGAGGACUGCUUUGACCGCAGCGGGGAGAAGGUCACCAUCCGUCCAGACGCAGUGCCCACUCUCCUGGUCCACGGCGACUCAGGGGUAAGAAGCAGCUGUGCAUCAGAUCAGAUCCUAGAAAUUCAAAAUCAGUGGAAGAAAAGUCCAAAACAUUAAAAAAGCCUGGUGCUGUUUUAAAGCUUGAGUUAUUUCUUUCCUCCACAGACUUCAAGCAAUGGCCAAGCACCGCCUGCUGUGGGAGAUGAAGUGAGUUCCAGGUGUUUAAAGAUUAAAGGUCACUGAAUGAUGUGCGUCCUGGAAAAAUCAAGUCAUUGUUCUGUAUCUUUUUGUAAUUAUUUGUUUGCAGCAUGCCUUUUUUGCCAAGUACGACGCGGUAGAUCUCUACCUGCGCAGACGCACGUAUCCUCCUGGACUGAGCUACGUGGAGAAAAACACCUUCAGGAGGUUCUGCAAACAGUUUGCGAUCAAAGGUUUGUGUAAAGUGAAAUCCGUACACCUCCUUUUAAUAUUUACACAGAUACAAAGGGCUUCUUUUGAGCUGCUGCUGAAAAAGAGAGCUUAGAUAAAUACAUAAUUCAUAAAUCUGGUGGUACCCCUCAAGAAGACUGAGCCAAACUGACCGGUCUUCAGUAUGAGCGCACUUUUGAUUCCUGGAAAAGUUAGUUUACUCAAUUUCGCUGUUCGUUUUCAGACGACGAGCUCCACAUGGCGAGAGGAGAGCGGGUGCGUUUGGUCCUGAGGAACAGACAGCAGGUCGAAAACGCUCUGGUGGAUUAUCACAACGAGCUGAACCACCUGGAUGUCACCAAAUGUCUCCGACUUCUCAAUGAAAGGUGAGGAGUUAAAGCACUUUGUGAUAAAAACUAUCAUUCUUAUCAUCAGAUUAUUUUGAAGUUUGCACAGCUGUGAUUGUCCAGGCUGUUCUCGUCCCAAAUGUCCGAGGUGAAGUUGUUUCCAUUCAUGAUGAGUUGGUGAUUUCUGACAGGUACUUCUGGAAGACGAUGAGAUCUGAUGUGGUGAAAUGGAUCGACAACUGCUCACAGUGCAGCCAGAAGAAGAGGCCGAAACCAGACGGUCGAACAAAGCCGAACCCGGCAGAGACGAGAUCCCUACAGAUCCACGGGGAUAUCGACAGGUGUGUGGAUUUCAGUCAGAGUUAGCAGCAGUAAAAAUGAAGUUAACAGGAUAGUUUGAAGAGCAGGUGUUAUGUGAUGAAAAAUUAAUAUAUGUUGAAUUUCUUUGACCUCUUGUCCCGCUCUUAUUUGCGUCUUUUUAGUGGUGAGGAUGAUGAUGACUUCAGCCAUGAUGAAGAGGAUGAUGUUGAUGUUAGUAUCGCUGAUGAUGAAGAGAGUCUGCUAGUAACAAGUUCAAAGAACAGAGCGGUAAGUAUCAUAGCCUACUUUAAGUACAAGUUUGUCAAAAAGUGUACUUAUCCAGGGGUGUGUCCAGAAGGGUAGUCAGGGUGGCAUGAGCCCUGUUAAAUCUGGUCGCCCUUGACACUAACCAAAGUUUUGAACCAUUAAAACAAUUGAACUCACUCCCUGACUCUUGCUUCCUUUCUGUCCCAGCAGCCUGUUCCCCCCGUCACCCCUCAGCCCAGAAUACCAAUCCUCCUUCACCUAAGAGCUCCUGUCAACGUCCAGCCCAAAUCUCCUAUCAUCCUCCAGCAGAAAAACGCUAAUACCCGUUUUGUGACCAAAGUUUGGUCUCUGAAGACAGCCGCUGCUCCACAGUCUGACGUCCAGACUGAAAACAGCUCAGAGACUCAGUCCAAGAAUCAAACCAGUGUUAUUCAGAUCCACCCAGAGGGUAAAACCCAACCCCAGGAUGGGUACAAAACAAGAAGCUCUCAGGGCAGCGCCAGAACACACUACGUCCAACUACAGGUCAUUUCUGAGCCCAACUCUGAGUCGCAUGAUCCACCUGAACCCACAGCGGAUCUCAACCCUCCUAAAACCACAGGCAAGAAAACUGAAGCAGGUAAAAACAAAGGAACAAAGACUCAAUCCAAGUCCCAAACAUCUGCACAAACACAGAGCAGUGGUGGCGUCCAGCGAGGGCGGAAGAGGAAAACAGACCAGGAUGAAGGUUGUCCAGCUGAGAAGACCCUCAGCUCUGGUAUGGAGCCUGUGAAGACCUCGAGCACCAAACCCUGGCCCGUCUUUACCAUCUCUACUCCAGCACAGCCAUUGAAACCCCCUCCUGAGGUGGACAGGUAUGACACUUAAACUAUUACCAUCUUAAUGUACAUCAGUAGUACUUGUAGUUACUUAAAGCGGUUUUGAAUAUAUCCAACUUUAAGUCUUGCAAUCAAUCAAAUUCUGAUUUUUGCUUUUAAUGUCUUGAAAAUAGAUUUUUAAAAUUAACUGAUUUACCUAAUUGUUUCUCAUUGUUCCUCCUUUUAUUUGCUUGAUUUCAUCUUUAUUUUGAUUGUUUCAUGUUUGUAUUCUUUUAUUUUUCCUGUUGUUACCUUAUUUCUCUUAUCCUUUAUUUUAUUUCAGCUAUUUUUGUUUUUUUCUAAUUACUUUUAUGUCUUUUUCUUCUUUGUUUUGGUGUUUUUAGAUUUUUUACUUUCCCUUGUUUUGAUGUUCUUUAAGUAUUUUUUUAUUGCUAUAACUCUAAAUCUCGUAUUUAUUUUAUUUUAUUGUUUUCAUUCUUCUCUUUUGUUCACACCUUUUUUUUGUUUUUUGUAUUUCUUCAAUUCUUCUUCACAUUGACUUUACUUUCACAUCCUCUUGUUUUGUAUUAUUUGGGCUUUUUGGUUGCCCAAAUAAUGCCCAAGUUUCACGAUUUCUUUGUUUGUCAAAGCCCUUUAAAACCCGUGUAUUUAAUGGUGACAUUUAAAACGCACGUCACCUCAUUUAUUUUGAACUCUGUGUGUUUGUUUGUGUAUUUGCAGCCCUGCACCCAUUCGAAAGCCCAGGAAACUUCAGGCCCGGAUGGUGAUCCAGCACUGCAGCCAGGCCAAAGUCAAGAUCAGACCAGCUGUGGACGGGUCUGACGCUCAGUGGGCAGAGGUACGAAGAAAUCUUUUUUAACGUGACCAUUUUUUAAUUAAAUUUUCUGUGUCAACAUUUGGGUCAGCUGUCAGUCAGAAAUCAAGUCCUCACUCUGUUCUCAGAUCCAGGAGGGGAUGGUUGUAUAUGUGAGCUUCUUCCUUGGAGCCACUGAGGACAUCAUUCAGGAGAUGGGUAAAUUAUGUUGUUCGUAUUCCUUAAAUACUUGAACUUAGCCAGGGCUUGAAGCUAACUUUUGUUGAACUUUAGGGGCACAAUGAAAAUAAUGUGUGUCUUAUUGGUCGACAUAAGUAGUCGCAAAUGCGAGUAAAAUGGUCGCAUUGUCGAGCCCUGUUAGCGUAAGAAAUUUAAGGAACCAAGCUGAUGACAUGCCCCUGUUUUGGUCUGAAAUGUUGCCCUUUUUUGCACACUACUUCAAUAUCCUUGAUGCUUUUAAUUAAUUUUAGUGAGUAAAUAACUUUCCUCAUGUAAGUUUUUUCCCAAUGGUCAAAUUUUAAAAGUAUCUUGGAAUCUUAAACAAACUUUAAUUCUGUUUUUUUUUUCCAUUCUUCUUUCUUUCUCCAGCCAACAGUCUGAUGACCGUCAAACAUUUCCGGAAAGACACCAGGCACUUGGUGUCCAUCCUCGACCUCCCCGGGAACGUCUUAUUCGUCCCUCAGGACUCCCUGGUCGGGGAGCUGAUGCCAAAGAAGCGGAUGCAGUACAAGGCGGGUUGUGAGCUGUGGUGGGGCAGCCAGCUCUUCUCAAACCUGGUGUCCACCUGCAGAGAGCUCAUGGCGGGUUCGGUGAAGAGCGCAAAGGCGGGCGUGAAGGUAGAGCAGGGCAUCUACGGACAGAAACAAGAGAUUGUACUGAACUCUAUGGAGCCCAUGACAGUCCUGCUGGAGUUCUGAGGACAUCUGUGGAGCUUUUUGAAAUGUAGAGACCUUAAUUUGUGGAAUGAAACUUCUGCAUCUUCCGUCAAAUGUACAUGUAACCUGUAGGCACACGUAUUCAGCAUUUUUUUAAUCUGUGGGAAACUUCUCAGUCAUACGUGUAACUCUUUUAGACAAGAUUUCAAAGAACUUUAGGACCAGGAAUCCUAAAAUAAAGUUCCCAAACAAACAUGACCCUCGGUGCAGGAACCUAUUUUUUUUUUCACCUGUGACUGAGUUUGUUAUUGGUUGCACCAGACCAGUAAAGCAGUCAGUUCCUGAGUUACCAAAGCUUGUGUCUCAAGAAAAGUGCCUACAGUAGAAGCACCUCAAUGGGACUAUUUUGCGUGAGACGAAAACUUAAAAAAUCCUGCAGAGACUGUGGUGGGAUUUACAAAAUCAAAGUCUACAUUUUGAAAAGGGAAUCUCGUCUAAGUUAUCAUAUUGCAUUUACUUGAGAAAAUAAAAACCUGCUGUUUUUCUGAGUAUCAAAAAAA